Messenger RNA from Trichomycterus rosablanca, 689 nucleotides. It is a transcript of the gene dusp3b, whose product is annotated as dual specificity phosphatase 3b. Gene Ontology annotation, molecular function: protein tyrosine/serine/threonine phosphatase activity; MAP kinase phosphatase activity. Bases 15 to 569 code for a protein of 184 amino acids. Gene Ontology annotation, cellular component: cytoplasm. The transcript is spliced from 3 exons. Gene Ontology annotation, biological process: protein dephosphorylation; negative regulation of MAPK cascade. The record is from RefSeq and is a predicted model, not a curated record. Lineage: Eukaryota; Metazoa; Chordata; Actinopteri; Siluriformes; Trichomycteridae.
AUAUUAAGCUAAAUAUGAUGGACUAUGAAGUGUCUGUACAACAGCUUAAUGACCUGUUAAGAGAUGAGAAUGGGGACUUUUGCAUGCCAUCCAGAAAUUUUGAUGAAGUUUACCCUAGGAUUCUUCUUGGAAAUAAAUCUGUGGCCACAAAUGUGAAACUCUUGCAACAACAGGGAGUGACUCAUAUUCUAAAUGCUGCAGAGGGAGAAUCAUUAAUGCAUGUAAACACUAAUGCAGUAUUCUAUGCAGAUACUGGAAUUAUUUACCAAGGAAUACAAGCCAACGACACUGACCAUUUUGAUCUAAGUAUAUACUUUGAAGAGAGUACUAACUUUAUAGAGAAGGCCUUAUUAUACAAAGGCGGCAGAGGAAAGGUGUAUGUGCAUUGCCAAAAGGGAUACAGUCGUUCAGCAACGCUAGUUAUUGCUUAUCUAAUGUUAAGGCAGAAACUGGAUGUUCAAACUGCCCUGUCCACAGUAAGAGAGAAGCGAGAAAUCGGACCUAAUGAUGGCUUUCUGUACCAGCUUUGCUGCCUCAAUAAAAAACUGAAAGAAGAGGAAUGGUCCUAAAAAAUGGUCCUUAUUUUCAAGCUAAAAUGAUCCCAAGUAUAUUAGCAAUAAUUUGAGAAUGUGACAAAAAGGUAUAUUUGUCUUAUUUAGAUGUACAAUCAAUAAAGCACUGAAAAGUUA